AGAAGACAACACCAUGGUCUCCAUGGGCAUGCAGAUGGCCGGCUGCGUCCUGGCUCUUUUCGGCUGGAUCGGUGUGCUGAUCGUGUGCGGCUCGCCCAUGUGGAGGGUGACCGCCUUUAUCGGCAGCAACAUCGUCACGUCUCAGACCAUAUGGGAAGGUCUGUGGAUGACCUGCGUGGUCCAGAGCACGGGACAGAUGCAGUGUAAGGUCUACGACUCCUUGCUGGCCCUCACCACUGACCUCCAGGCCGCCCGGGCUCUGGUGAUGGUCUCCAUCUUAGUCGGCGUGGCGGGACUCCUGGUCGCCUUUGCCAGCGGGAAGUGCACCAGCUUCAUUUCGGAUGAACGUGCCAAGGCGAGGGCGUCUGUAGCCGGCGGUGUCCUGCUGAUCAUCAGCGGAUUGUUGUGCAUUAUUCCCGUGUCCUGGACCGCCAGCAUCAUCAUCAGGAACUUCUACAACCCUUCCUUGGUGGACGCCCAGAGGAGGGAGCUGGGGUCCUCCCUUUACAUCGGAUGGGGGGCGGGAGGGCUGCUGCUGUUGGCAGGGGCCCUCCUGUGCGCCAGCUGCGUCCCUAAGAGGAAUGAGGCAACCGAUUACCCUCUGAACAGGUCCAUGGUAGAAUACAGUCCACCGUACUCAACGGGCUCGUACGCGGAGACAAAGACUUACAUUUGAGCUUCCAGAGACGCAGAAAAUAAAAAACGGACAAUGAAGGACUUUUAGUCCACAAGCAGGACUUUUAUUUAUGAUUGAACGGAUGAUGAUGCUUCCGCCUGACAUGAUGUUACUUAUCUUACAACAUAUAUCCUUAACUUUGGUUCCAGGAAACUCAAACCAUAUUCUUUCCACGGUAUAACGUGUUUAUCAGGCAUGAUUUCAUCAGAAUAAAUUAUCUCUUGCAUGUUCUCGUGUGUUUUGAAACAUUUCCCCUCGGGUUAUUUGAACUCCACGCUGGAUAGAACCUGUUUGUCCGCUCCUGACUCAGGGAUCACGAUCCGCUUUGGGAGCAAACUGAAUGGUGACUCAGGCACUCACAAUCUCUGACAAAACAUUGCCUUAUUUUUUCAAGUUUCACACUUCUGAUGUUAGUUUCACUAAAGACACUUUUUUUUACACUUACUUUUUGUUGAUCCUGACCACUUUCUGUCAUAUUUCCAUCAUUCAUUGCAUACUGUACAUCUGAUAUCAAGGUGUUGGUUGGUGAUACUUAAGCUGUAUGUAUUUAGCGCCCUCUGAUGGCAAUUUUGGUCCAUUCCAGCACAAACCUAAUACAUGUGGAGAGUUACAGUAUGUUGUGUAAAAUAACUGAGUGGACAGAAGGAUAU
This is a messenger RNA of Entelurus aequoreus (snake pipefish), 1326 nucleotides long. Its product is annotated as claudin-4-like. The coding region runs from base 14 to 676 and encodes 220 amino acids. Gene Ontology annotation, molecular function: structural molecule activity. Lineage: Eukaryota; Metazoa; Chordata; Actinopteri; Syngnathiformes; Syngnathidae. Gene Ontology annotation, cellular component: bicellular tight junction; plasma membrane. The record is from RefSeq and is a predicted model, not a curated record. Gene Ontology annotation, biological process: cell adhesion; bicellular tight junction assembly. The transcript has a single exon.